CUGGCAGUUGUAGCAUUGCUUGGUCUCAGUCGUACGAGGACGCGGGCAGCUGCUGGACUCAUGGCCAGGCUGCUUGCAGUUGUAGCAGAGACGCUCCGAGGAAGAGCAGACCUCAGCGUAGUGGCCAAUGUUGCCACACUUGUAGCAGGCACGACGAGACAACAACAUUUUGUCGGUAAAGAUUGAGCUAGAAAAGAGGAAGUCACUCGGUCAGCGCUUCUGGUCCAUGCUUGUGAAUAUCCGCAGCCGGAACAGCCAUUCGCUUCGGCAUAGCAAGUGGGCGUCAUAGAACACAAUUCGUCGGCGGCGCAACUAGACGGAACUCAUAUAUUCCAUGCACUCAGUCUUCCUAAAACCAACAACAGAUCUUCUAAUCUCCUUGUCAAUAGGACCAGCACUGAACACACUCCAAACUAGACCUCACAGCAACACCAAUCCCUCCGAACCACGAGAGACGAAUAAGCAAAAAAUGAUAGCUCUUGAACAAGAUUUCUCCUGACACACAAAGACGGAUGAGUAGAAAAG
Messenger RNA from Aspergillus welwitschiae, 525 nucleotides. RefSeq lists its product as uncharacterized. The transcript has 7 exons. NCBI's taxonomy places the organism in Eukaryota, Fungi, Ascomycota, Eurotiomycetes, Eurotiales, Aspergillaceae. Bases 335 to 499 code for a protein of 54 amino acids. The record is from RefSeq and is a predicted model, not a curated record.